Messenger RNA from Caenorhabditis auriculariae, 2182 nucleotides. Lineage: Eukaryota; Metazoa; Nematoda; Chromadorea; Rhabditida; Rhabditidae. The record is from the annotation of a GenBank genome assembly.
AUGAGCACGACUGCCUUACAGGUUAGAUUUUUGUUAGAAGCAAUUUGGAACAUUAAUUAUUGUUUCGUGUGAAAAAAUCUCAAUACUUUUCAGUAGAAGAAGUAAAAAAAAUGUAGUUCUGUCGCCAGGAUUUUGUUUAAACGGUUCAUAUCCUUUUUUUGGGUUCAAACUGUGCGAAAUCAUCACAAAAAAAGUGAAGCUGAGAAGUCUAGACAGAAGUUCAAAAUAAUUCUUUCGAUUUGGAAAUUUGGAAAGUAGGCUACAAAAGCUUUUUUUAAAAGUUCAUUAAUGAUCCUGAGAAAAAAAUUUUACAGAAAGCCAUUGAGCUCGUCACAAAAGCAACGGAAGAGGACACAAACGGGCAUUAUGAACCCGCCCUCAAGUAUUACGACCAGGCGAUAGAGUACUUCUUACAUACAGUCAAAUGUGAGUUUUUUGUAUAAUUAUGCUCAAUUUUCCACGGACUCAUAUGGGCGGAGAGAUAACUUUCGUAUCAUGGUGAGGCGGUUCAAAAAGUAAUUUCAUGAAAAAAAGUUUGAAAGUUUUUUUAUAGAAUAUAUAAAAAUUUUUCUUGGAACAGCUUGCUAAAUCUGGCAACUUCUGAUGAAACUUUUUUUAAUUUCUGUUUUUAAAAAAAUUUAGGAGUAUACGAUAGCUAAUUAUAAGACGAUUUGAAAUCGUUUCGAACAAAAAUCUUGCUACGUACAUAAAUCAUGCUAUUAAUUUUUUGAAACCAUCUUUUUGGUUAUCGGAUUUUGCACCAUAAAAAAAUAAUUUUUUUGAGAAGUUGAAAUUCUGAGAAAAAGAGCUUUCAAAUUAUUUUUCUUCUCUGAACAAAAUGCCUUGGCGCAAAUUGGCCUUCUCAAUGUUUCUAAAUUUUUCAUUAUUCUCCAUAUUUUUUUGUAUCAACUUGUGUAGUUCAAUUUCAGAACGAUCUGAGAAAAAUUUUUUUCGAAAAAAAUGAUGACUUUUAUUCAUCUAUUCCGUUUAUCUAGAAAAAAACUACUUUAUCAAAUGUCACACCUUAUCGAAAUUUUUUGAAGCUGUACCGAUUUGACAUAGAAGAAGACGAAGCUUAUUAAGAAAAAUUAUUUUUCUUGACUCCCUGUAGUUUCGGUUUUCUUCAGAUGAAGCACAAGGAGAACGACAGAAGGAAGCGAUUCGGGCCAAAGUUGUGUCGUACUUGAAUCGGGCAGAGCAAAUCAAGAAGUUCCUCAGAGACGGGAAAGAAAAGAAGCCUGUUAAGGUAUGGCUCAUCAUACGCCGUUCUCACAGUUUCUUUGUUGCAGGACGGCGGUAAGAACGAAGAUGACUCCGACGAAGACACGGACAAGAAGAAACUACAGGUUUUUUGUCGAUUGAAUUCCACUAUUUUCAAAAAAUGCUGCUGAAUUGAAAAGUACCGAUGAAAUCUUUUACGGAAGGCUUUAUAAAGUUUUUUUUUUUUGACAGACGGAAAAUGAGGAAAAUUCAAAAAUAUAGUUUUGUUAACCAGGUAAAUAUAGUACAUGUUGAGAAAAAAAGACCUGGUUUUUAUUUUUUUCAUAAUUAAAUUUUUUUGAAGAUUUUUUUCAAAAAGGAAAUAGCUCCAAGGGGCGUGUUUCUAACGCAAAAAAAGGUUUUGUUAAAGCCCAAAAAGUUCGCCUUUUUUUCUAUUUUUACUUUUUUCCUCAGUAAAAUUUAGUUUUUCUUGUCUAAUGAACAUGUAAAAUACAGAAAGAAAAUCGUGAUCUUCCUGGUUUUAAAGAUUCAAGAAGAAGCUAAAAUAGUAUCCCUGUUAGCAGGGGGCUAAAGAUAUACGUAUAGUCAUUCCGCGCCAGUUUUUCACGUUUUUCUUUCCGCCAAAAAUACCGUAUAUCCUAUCAGAUAAAAAUUGAGAUUUUUCAUCUGGAGCUCGAAAAGGGACAUAAUCUCAAAGAAAAACGAGAAAAAAAUUUGAUGAAAAAUGUAAAAGUUUGAAGUUUAUGACAUAUUAUGAAGUGAUGACUCAUUCCAGGACAAGCUUUCUGGAGCGAUUGUGAUGGAAAAGCCGAACAUAAAAUGGUCGGAUAUUGCUGGCCUCGAAGGAGCCAAAGAAGCCCUGAAAGAGGCCGUUAUCCUGCCCAUCAAGUUCCCACAGCUUUUCACCGGUACGGUUUGUGCGCUUUUAUUUUCCAUCAUCUGGCUUUCGAUUAUCUUGUGA